AUGACCUCCACCACUGCUGACAUUCCUCUGCAAGACAUGAAUGGACCACCACACUCUCAACAAGAACAAGAACAACAACAACAGAACACUCAUCACUUGGUGGUCACUCAAAGUGCCACUCAAUUCCAACAAGUCGAAGAUGACUCGUCCGUCCUUGUCAUUGAAAUGACCAAUGACCAGAAACAACAACAAAUGGACCUUGGUGACAACAAUGCUUUAAAUUCUUCUUCAUCGUCCUCAACGAACCACUCGGUGCAAGUGGAACAUCAACCAAAUUCUCGGGAAUCUUUUGGAACUACCAUCACAAGACAAUACUUUUUCGAACAGCAAUGUUUCAUGGAGUGGAACAACAUUUCAUAUCCAAGUUUGAAAAAGCCACUUCUUUACAACUUGUCAGGAUUUGCAGUGCCUGGUAAGAUCACCGCCAUUGUUGGUCCAGCAGGUUCUGGCAAGAGCAUGUUGUUGAGAAUUUUAUCUCGGAGAGGACCUUUCAAGUUGCAUGAUGGAUCCAUUUCCAUAAAUGGACAAGUGAUUCAAGACAAAUUGAGACAUGGACUCAAAGCUGAAACCAACAAGUAUCGUUCCUUAGUGUCCUUCGUUUCUAAAGAUUACAACUUGACGGACCUGUCACUCACCGUAAAAGAAACCUUGCAAUAUGCUCUACGAUUCAAAAUGCCUUACAAAACCUCAAAUAAUCCCUUGUGGACCACUCGUGAGGAACGUUUGGAAAUGCUCUUGAAAAACUAUCGUCUCAAACAUAAGGAACAUGCAUUGUGUAGCUCUCUCUCGAGUGGUGAACGAAAAAGAUUAACCAUUGCAGUUCAGAAUGUGAAUUUUCACAGAGUGAUCAUUUUGGAAGAUCCAACAGAUGGCAUGGAAUUUGGUGAAUCACUCAUGAUUAUCAAAACCAUGAAAAUUAUGGCCCGAAUGGGAAUUAGUGUCAUCAUAUCGGUUCAUAAACCUUCAUGGAAAGAAUUGGAAUUGUUUGACUAUGUUUCCAUAUUGGAUCGAGGAAGACAAAUUUAUUUUGGACCACCUCUACGAAUGGAUUCUUAUUUUCGAUCGGUAGGAAUUGAUACCAUGAACAUGGAAGAAGAUUCCAAUGAUGAUGAACAAAUUUGUGAAAGUGAAGGAAAAACAAGAAGAAGAAUUGACUAUAGAUCUGAUGGAGAUGUUCAUCAAAAUAGUUUGGAAAAUUUAUUGCAAUUACUGUUUGUGCAUGAACUUGCAAGUAAGAUUGCACACGAUGAGAUGAGUACAGAGAGGCAUCUACCGAUCAAACAAAUGAUUGAAAGUAAUCACAUGGAUGCUAAAAUUAUGGAACAGAGAGAUUAUUUGGCAGAAGCGUUUGAAAAGAGAUUUUCUGACUUUUACCUUCCACAAAAAACACUCGAAGAAAAACACUUUAUUCAAAAUCAGAUCCAAAACCAAAAUCAAACCCAAAAUCAAAACCAUCCAAACCCAAAUCAAAACCAUCUUCUCGAGAAUAUUCACACUGAAAAGUAUCUCACCAAUUAUUGGCUCUCCAUUGUUUAUCUCAUCAUGCGAUUGUUCACAGUGAAAAAGAGAAGAUGGGCCACCGAAUUUUUGGCUCCAUUCAUUGAAAAGACUCUUAUUGGAAUUGGCAUUGGAUUAUUGUAUUUGCAAGUAGAUGCUCCCAACAUGGCCAUGCGUGCGCGUGUGUUUGCAUUCCUCAAUUACAAUCUUUCAUUGACUUUUGGUGUUGCCAUUCGAGUCUUGAUACAACAAAUUCCAACUCUCAUGCAAGAACGAAUGAAUUCAUCAUCGUAUCGAAUCAGUGCCUUUUUCAUUGCCAAAACAAUUGAAGAUUUAUUUGACUUUACAAUUUAUCCAUUCAUCUUUGGAUUAGUGGUCUAUUUCAUGACAGGAAUGAGUAUGGAUGCAGGAAAGUUUUUCACAUUCUCUGCUUGUUUUAUUGUCUAUAAUUGGGCAUGUAUGGCAUUGGCUCAAGCUUUGGUGUGUGUCUUUCCAUCUCCUUUUAUAUUGGGAUGGUUAUGUGUGGUGGUGAAUAUUUACUUUAUUUUAGUGUCAGGAGCGUAUGGACAGACCAUGUUGCCAAGUGGUUUGCAAUGGACGAGUUAUUUGAGUUAUUUGUAUUAUGGAUUUCGUUCGAUGGCGAUUAAUGAAUUUGCUGGAGUGAUUAUUCCAGUGAAGAAUGGAACUGUGCUACCUGUCACAUAUUUUACGAAUGGAACCUUGUUUUUGAAGAAGGCUUACAAUAUUGAUGAAGGAUGGUAUAUGAGUUGGGUCUAUAUUGGAGUGUUGUUGGGAUACUUUUUGAUUUGUAAAUUUAUUGGAUAUCUUGGAUUGAAAUAUAUUUAUGGAAGAAAGAGUCCAAAGAGAAUUAUUGUGAAAUUAUUGAGAUGUUGUGGAAAGUGCAAGUAG
Molecule: messenger RNA, 2406 nt
Organism: Naegleria fowleri
Lineage: Eukaryota; Heterolobosea; Eutetramitea; Acrasida; Naegleriidae
Exons: 1
Coding region: 1-2406 (801 amino acids)
Cellular component (GO): membrane
Molecular function (GO): ATP hydrolysis activity; ATP binding; ABC-type transporter activity
Source: RefSeq, a predicted model, not a curated record